Sebastes umbrosus (honeycomb rockfish) is the source of this 992-nucleotide messenger RNA. It is a transcript of the gene dnali1, whose product is annotated as dynein, axonemal, light intermediate chain 1. Gene Ontology annotation, molecular function: dynein heavy chain binding. NCBI's taxonomy places the organism in Eukaryota, Metazoa, Chordata, Actinopteri, Perciformes, Sebastidae. The transcript has 6 exons. The record is from RefSeq and is a predicted model, not a curated record. The coding region runs from base 127 to 894 and encodes 255 amino acids. Gene Ontology annotation, cellular component: filopodium; axoneme.
CGAAGUCCAAACCUUUUGUCAGCAACAACACAGAUACAUUCCUGUAAACUGAAGCACAACAAGAAGAAGAAGCUUCUGGAUUUAAGUGUGUAUAGCUUUAUUAUUAUCUAUCAUAGUGAACACACAAUGAUUCCACCCGCAGAGUCGCUCCUGAGAUACGACAAUCCAGUUUUGAUCACCAAAAGCACAGACAGGAAAUCACCAAAGGGGCGGCCUUUGAGAGUGAGCCCUCAGCUGCCUGCCACCUCUAACCCUGUUCCACCACCUCCUAAACCAAAAUCAGCCUCUACUGAUGGCCCUAUGCAGGAACAUGAGGAGAUCCUGAAUGCCAUCCUUCCACCCAGGGAAUGGCUGGAGGGGAACCAACUGUGGGUGCAGCAAGUGUCCAGUACACCUUGUACAAGAGCAGAUGUUAUUCGCCUGGAGGAACAGCAGGACAUAAAGCUGCAGCAAAGGCAGGCUAGAGAGACAGGGAUCUGCCCUGUCCGCAGGGAACUCUAUUCCCAGUGCUUUGAUGAGCUGAUCAGACAGGUGACCAUCAACUGUGCUGAGAGGGGUCUGCUGCUGUUGAGGGUCAGAGAUGAGAUUCAGAUGACCAUUGCUGCGUACCAGACGCUGUACGAAAGCAGCGUGGCAUUUGGGAUGAGGAAAGCACUGCAGGCUGAGCAGGGCAAAGCUGACAUGGAGAAAACAAUUUCGGACCUGGAGGAUGAGAAACAAGAUCUGAGGAAGCAACUGAACGAGCAGAUAGCUAAAUGCGAUGCAAUUGAAAAGAGAGAAACUGAAAGGCGACAGAUGGAGGAAAAGAAGCACACUGAAGAGAUCCAGUUCCUGAAGAGAACCAACCAGCAGCUCAAGACCCAACUGGAAGGGAUCAUUACACCCAAGAAGUAACUUCGCCAAACUGAGAACAAGAACUGAGUGGCCAUUUCCCAGUACAGGAUGUUAACUAAAUGUCUAAAUGAUAUAAAUUAAAGUAAACUUAACUGAGU